Messenger RNA from Ostrea edulis (European flat oyster), 1758 nucleotides. RefSeq lists its product as uncharacterized. The transcript is spliced from 2 exons. Lineage: Eukaryota; Metazoa; Mollusca; Bivalvia; Ostreida; Ostreidae. The coding region runs from base 882 to 1442 and encodes 186 amino acids. The record is from RefSeq and is a predicted model, not a curated record.
GGGGGGGGGGGGGGGGGGAGUCUGGGUCUAUAACACCGGUCUUCUUUAGUCGUGUUUAGAAGAAGAUUGGUAAAAUCUCUCGGUUGAAAUAUUUCAAAAAAAAAAUUUGUAUUUUUUUUUAGAUUCACUAAUAUUUAGGAAAUAUUUCUUCUUAGAUUUGUUUUGCACAUUAAAAAGGGCCGGAUGAAUCAUAGAGAUGUGUGGGUUCGAACGUCGGGUGCUUGUGGUAUAUGUUGAAGCCCAUACUUUGAUGCCAUAUUGAAUGCAAAAUAUAUUAGAACUUGCUCGUCUUUGUGAUCGAUCUAAAUAAGUAUUGUUGUUGAGCCGUCGCUGCCAUGCUUAUCAACGUCAAUGUGUUGGACCGCAUUUUCCUCGAGGCCAAAUUCAAGCUUUUCUAGAAACAAAUGCAUGUUAGAAUUAAAUGUAGGUGGAUAUGAUGUAUUUCUUAAUCACUUGUACAGAAAAUGGGAAAUCUAUCUUCCUUGUGAAACAUCCCGAUAUCUAUUAAAAUAUUUAUUUAUCGAGCGAAUUCAUGAGUUUCUAUAAAUUAAUAUAUAAGAUAGAUAAACGCUAUCAUUUUUUUCAUUACAUGUUAUUUUCAAUCGUCUGUAUUUAUUUAUUUUUUAUUUUUUUUUUACAAGUUACGAUGUAGCUCUGGCUCCAAUGAUUAUACAUGUUAGUCACGUGAUUUGGUCUUCAUCAGCUGAAAAAAUUUUGACAUUGAAAUUACUCUUUUAUUUCAUUGUGCGAUUUUCAUUACACAGCAGACCCCCCUCCCCCUUUUUUAAAAUUAUGGAUAGAAUCAAACGUCGCAAAAUGAAAUUUCUUUUCAAGCAAACAAUUUUUCAUUUUAUGGCUUUAAAAAAGAAAAAUCAGACAAGAUGUCAUCAGUAUACAAGUCCUCUCAUCGCAAGUGUUCAAACAUGAAUCAUAUCAGAGAAGAACUACAGGCAUAUGGAAACCGUCCGUUGGAGUGUCUUCCCUGCUCAAAUCAGCUGUUUCGGGUCCAUUAUACCUUUGAUUUUGCCCAGCAGUUGACCCUCCCCCAUCAUUCCAGACAAGAGGGUCCAUUAUAUUUCACCUCACCGAGAAAGGUUCAGUUGUUUGGUGUUUGCAUGGAAGGGGUGGCAGAGCAGUAUAACUAUCUCAUAGACGAAAACUGUACAAUCGGCAUGGAUGGUUCACAAUCUCAUGGCCCUAACAGUGUUAUAUCCAUGCUACAUCAUGCAUUUCAGGAAUAUGGACUCGGGGAGAUGGCAUGUCAUAUACAUUGCGAUAACUGUGCAGGUCAGAACAAGAAUAGGUAUGUAAUGGCGUAUUUUUGUUGGCGCAUUCUGGUUGGACUGCAUAGAGAAGUGACCAUUAGAUUUCAGAUUCCCGGCCAUACAAAAUGUCUAGUGGAUGCUGGAUUCUCCUACAUUAAGAAACUCUAUCGACGGUAAUAGUUUGAAUCGUUUAUCAUGUCAUCGGUCAGUUUUAUAUUCUGUUUUUAUCAAAUAAGUUUAUUCUUUGAUUGAAUUAAUUUGCAAUUUAGGACAGACAAUGACUCCUUUUCCGAUCUGGUAAGAACAGUACAAAAGUCUGCCACAACCAAUCGAGUGGUCGUUGUUGACGAAAGGUUUUUGUGGCGGGAUUGGAAAACGUUUCUUGCAGAAGAUUUUUGUCCUCUAACGGGCAUUCGGAAAUACCACUACUUCCGUUUCAGUGCCAUGAAUCCAGGUGUUGUAUUUGUCAAGGAAACCUCUGUAGAUGACGAAA